CUUGAAAGCCUGUUUCCUUUGCCGUUGAGUCGUACUAUGAUUUCACUUCGGCUACAUUUCGCAAGAUAUAUGUGUGUGUGAGAUUUCGUUUGUGAUCUUUCCCGCGCGAUAUAUGAGAUUUUUAGUGGCUCCGAAGUGUCAUACUUUAAAUAUGGGUGAUAUCGGUCACGUUGAUGUGUUGACCAGUGAUUCCGCGCGUUUAACAGCGGAUUCCGGCUUUAGCGAUCUUCUGAGAUCGGCAGAACAGUUGUCCGCAGCAGUCGAAGGAAAUGAGGAACUACCGCAAGUCGAAAGGAAUCUCCGGCAGGUCCUGGAGGCUUCCAAUGAACUGUGGGCUCGUGUUAUGCAAACUAGCACACAGGAUAAUGAAGCACAAGCCCAUCUUUUAUUAGGAUCUCGAGGGAUAGAUUUGCCUCAGAUCUCUCAAAAGUUAAAUUCACUCAGUACAAGACGUACAUUUGAGCCUUUAGAUCCUAUCGCAGAUACUGACAUUGUUAGUUUUCUUAGAAAUGAAAAGGAAAAUGCGAUUCUUUUCAUCAUUGAACAGGUUCACAGAGAUACAUUUGAGCUUACUAGAACUGAACAAAUGGAGCAUAUGCUAGGUGAAUGGAAACAAAUGCGUUAUGAAAUAAUAAAUUCCAUGACUGCACCAUCUGGUGAACUAGUAGAUUUACGUGGAGCGCCACAACGUACAAAACUAGCUGGUUCAAUGGUCAGUGGUCUUUCUAACAUAGAAGUAGCAUAUGUCAAAGAAAUACAGAAUUAUAAUGACCAUGUACUUAGAGGUAUAACACGACCCAGUUUGUUCACUGCAUUCUAUAAAGCUUCAGAAUCUUUCAAUGAUAAGAAAAUAACAGAGUUAUGGCAAAUGGUAAAGUAUAUGGUUGAUAUUCCUCCAACACCCAGAGGAGACCAGAUCAAGUCUAGAAGCAGUCCAGUGGUUGAACUGAAAAUCAUUUCACAAGCUAGAAAAUAUUUAGAGAAUAGAUACAGAGAUUUCAUGAAUUCUAUCAUCAAUGAAAAUUUGGCACAAGCAAAACGUGGUGGUAUUCCGGGUACUAUACCUCUGAUUAAGAGUUUUGUAGGCGUCAAAGUACAAAAUAUGCGGGACUUGGAAGAUGUUAUGGUCGAAGAUAAGCCAUUGUGGCCGUUGGUGUACUAUUGUAUGCGAUCUGGCGAUUAUAAAGCCGCACUGCAAUGUCUCAACCAAUGCACCACAGAAUUUCCAGAGUUUAAAACUGCUCUCGAAGAAGCCUGCGACGAUUCGCAGCACCAUCCAAGCAGCCGUGCCGAGUCCAUCCUGAAAUUACAUUAUCGGAAACAAGUACGAUCCAUCGGUGAUCCGUACAAGAGAGCCGCGUAUUGCGCUUUAGUUCCUUGCGAGCCGGACGAUCUCCACUCCGAAGUGAUAUCCACGGCGGACGAUUACCUGUGGUUAAAAUUGUGUCAAGUUAGAGAACAUUCGGACGUUGAGAAUAAAUUGACACUGGAUUAUCUGCAAACUACAAUUUCGGAGAUCUACGGAGAAACAUAUUAUCACGCGCAUGAACAGCCCUUUUUGUACUUUUCAAUGUUAUUCUUAACUGGACAAUUUGAAGCGGCCAUAGAAUUCUUGGCGACAGGCGCUGGAGCGAGGCAUUUGGCACACGCGGUGCAUCUAGCGGCUGCUAUGCACGAGCAUAAUUUAUUGGCCGUCAGUCAAAGCGUUUUGGCGCCUCUAAUAAGUGUGGAUCCUGCUGACAAGCCGCCGGCGAAAAGACUAAAUUUCGCCAGGCUGAUAUUGUUGUAUGUUAAAAGAUUUGAAUCGUCAGAUCCAAAGGAGAGUCUUCAUUAUCUGUUUUUACUGAGAUGUAUGAAGGAUCCGUAUGAACGUAACAUGUUUGCAGCAUUUGCUGCGGAAAUGGUGGUAGAAGCUACUCCUGCAAAUCGCGUGUUGCUAGUCGGAAAACUUGAGAAAGGUCAAAGACUACCGGGAAUCUUGGAUCAGUUCCAAAUCAAUACAGAAGAUGUAAUAAAUAUAUGCGCCAUGAUGUUAUAUUUGAAAGGUCUGCUGGAAGACGCCGUGACGAUGUAUGAUUUAGCAGGCAAUCAGGAAAAAGUCCUCAGUUUAAUGUGCACGCUUCUGACGCAAGUCGUCAGCCAGAAAGGAGUACCUGGUUCUCUCAGAACACGAUUGCAAGCUACAGCCAUGGACAUCAGUACGAGAUAUAAAGAUCACGCAAUUCAAGCAUCUUCCGAAGUAGUAUCUUCGUUUUAUACUUUAAGGGAUCUUAUGGUUUUCUUUGAUCAAUUUCAUAAUGAGCAAUAUCAGAGUGCACUUAGAACAAUUGCAGAUUCAAAAAUGUUGCCUCUCCAAGUAAAAGAAGUUGAUGAGAGAGUAAAUGCUUUACGGCGCGUUUCACCCGAAGUGGCUGGCACAUUGGCCGACGUUCUUCUAGCUACUAUGACGAUAUUGUAUCGUCAAUAUCAGAAACUGCGUUCGGUAGAACCAGGUGAUGAGAUUGCACGAGAACAACAGCUGCACGAUCUCCGAGAACAAGCACGAGCGUUAACGAGUUUUGCGGGAACUUUGCCAUAUCGUAUGCCAAAUGAGACAAACAGUAAGCUUGUACAAAUGGAGAUUUUGAUGCAUUAAAAAGUCGACUGUUGUUAAAUAUAAAAUUGAACUUUCGGAACACCUAUUCCAUUGAAUCAAAUCCAUUAAAUUAAAUUUGGGAGGUUUGUUUAUCUCCCUAUCUAUGUAUGUAUAAUGUAGUGUUUGAUAUAUGUAUUUGAUAUCUGUUUAUAUAAAAUCUACAUUUUUAUUUGGUACUAAUUGAACACUAACAUUUUUCCCUUAAAUAUAAAAUCGUAUAUUUCCAUCACCAGGUAUACAAUAAU
Molecule: messenger RNA, 2880 nt
Organism: Harpegnathos saltator (Jerdon's jumping ant)
Lineage: Eukaryota; Metazoa; Arthropoda; Insecta; Hymenoptera; Formicidae
Product: nuclear pore complex protein Nup93
Exons: 7
Coding region: 113-2635 (840 amino acids)
Biological process (GO): protein import into nucleus; poly(A)+ mRNA export from nucleus
Cellular component (GO): nuclear pore
Molecular function (GO): structural constituent of nuclear pore
Source: RefSeq, a predicted model, not a curated record